Messenger RNA from Bombyx mori (domestic silkworm), 7986 nucleotides. RefSeq names its product protein sax-3. Lineage: Eukaryota; Metazoa; Arthropoda; Insecta; Lepidoptera; Bombycidae. The transcript is spliced from 12 exons. Bases 697 to 4389 code for a protein of 1230 amino acids. Gene Ontology annotation, molecular function: protein binding. The record is from RefSeq and is a predicted model, not a curated record.
UCAGUUUUAGCGACUCGUUUGGAAAACACUCAGCAGUCAAAUAUAGAGAGUGUGAUUUGGUAUAUAAUUUACAUUACUUAAGAACUUUUAUGGUUAAAUUUUCCGUUUCUUAUUUAUUACGAUAUAAAGAACAACCGGGAUCACAAGUUCUCAGUAGCUCAACAUGCUGUAGGCAUUGGUGCAAACCAUUUUAUAAGAUUGGUCAAAAUCACAAUACCGAAAAAAAAAAGUGUGUGUGUCCACUCCGACGCACGACUGGAGUUUACUGGAUAUAAAUAUAAAUUUGUGUCAGUUGAAUACAGUAAAAUAUGGAAGUUACGUAUUCUAGUGAGAAUGAUCCGGGAGUUGCGGAACACGUGGAUGCGGUAAUUAAGUACAAGAUGCGCGCGUCUGUUAUUGGGAAGGCUCCUGGAGGCUUUAGCCCUCCCCUCAGUACUAGUUCAGCGGUCGGUGCGGACAAACGUGCUUUGGGCGGCUGAAUAUUCCGCCCACGAAGAGCGUAACUUGCAAACGAUGCUGUUUUCAAGUAGAUUCAGUGAUCUGAAGUGCAGUGCUUGAACGAAUUAAUGUGAAUGGACUUGUUGAUUGUUUUUGACUUCUUAUUGGAAUUUUCACAUUUCAACGAAGACAGUUUCACUGUGAAAUGAGAAUCAUAAGAUUAAGCCUCUAAGCUGAAAAUGUGGCAGUGAUUCAGUUAUGGAUUCCUUGGCUCUUCUGACGUCACUGCUUGGACUCAUAUUUUUUUUGGGUUCUGUUGAAGGCGGAAUGAGCGAUGACUACGUCACCAGCGGGGAGGCUCCUUACAUAAUUGAACAACCACUGGACGUAACGGUUGCUAGACACCAGCCAGCAACUCUGAACUGUCGUGCUGGUGGAUCUCCCUCUCCGGCUAUAAGAUGGUACAAAGGUGGUGUUUUGGUAGUCUCUGAUACUCAUAGAAGCAUACUACCAGCUGGAGGACUUUUCUUCUUACGGGCCACGCAUGGACGAGUACACUCGGACGCUGGUGUUUACUGGUGUGAGGCGACAAAUUCCUAUGGAACGGCAAGGAGCAGAAAUGCGACUCUACACGUUGCCGUUCUUCGGGAAGAGUUUAGACUUGAGCCGGAAUCAAAGCAGUCAGCGCAAGGAGACACCGUAGUUCUUGAAUGUUUACCGCCAAGGGGCUCUCCGGAACCAAACGUGUAUUGGAAAAAGAACGGUCAAACUUUGCUCUUUGAUGGCGAUUCUAGAAUGCAUUUGGUGGACGGUGGAAACUUAGUAAUACAAGAUGCCAGACAAACUGACGCCGGCAGAUAUCAAUGUAUCGCAAGGAAUGCGGCAGGUACCAGGGAAUCGGCCAUAGCUACACUUAAAAUACAUAUUAAACCGUACUUGAUCACGGGGCCUGAAGAUGUUGUCGCGCAGACUGGUAGUAGCGUGACAUUUCAAUGUCGCGUUGGUGGAGAUCCUCUUCCCGACGUACUCUGGCGACGAUCAGCUGGAGGAGGCAAUAUGCCACUGGGUCGCGUUAAAGUCUUAGACGACGGAAGCCUUAGACUUGACAAUGUCAUCUUGGCCGACGAAGGAGAAUACUCGUGCGAAGCCGAAAAUUCCGUUGGUGCUGUCAGCGCCAGCGGAUAUCUUACAGUAUACGAUCCACCAUCAAUAAAUUUAAGCCCAAAUUCUGUCAACGUGGAAAGUGGUAAUGUUGCUAGAUUUACAUGCACUGCAACCGGUCGUCCUGAACCUACAAUGUUCUGGAGUGUUGAAGGAAAUAGGACAAUAAUUUUCCCCGGUAUGUCGAGAGACAAAUACCACGCUACGGCUGUCUUCGAUGGAGUUACGGUACUUACAAUCAACGAUACUGACAAAAACGACAGUCGAAAUACCAUAGUUUGUUCGGCGGUUAACUAUGCCGGCAGUUCGUUUGUCCGGGGGAAACUAACCGUGACGUCAGACGAUGACCGCCCACCGCCAAUCAUAACAAACGGGCCCUCUAACCAAACUUUACCUAUAAAAUCGAUGGCAGUUUUCCCCUGCACAGCGAUCUGUACACCUGAACCAAUCAUAGCAUGGUAUUUCGAAGGGGAAGCAUUAAUACAAAAUCAUAGAAGGAAUGUGACUAAUGACGGAACUCUCGUAUUGAAGGAUUUAGAUAAAAGCGAUAGCGGCACCUAUACUUGUGUUGCAUCUUCUCGUCACGGUAAAUACGUGUGGAGCGGGGCUUUAUUAGUCGAUAGCCCUAUAAACCCGAAUAUACAUUUUUUCCGAGCAGCUGACGUAUCAUCUUUACCUGGUCCGCCGACAAAACCUAUAACUCACAAUGUUACAGAUACUAGCGUAACAUUAUCUUGGAGUCAAAAUAAUAAAAUUGGCUCCUCAUCCAUACUUGGAUAUCAAGUGGAGGUAUUUUCAAGAGAAACCCUCUCAGGGAAUAAUACGCCGAGGAAUUCUCGAGGAUGGGUCGUUAUUGCGAGACGGGUUCAUCAAACUCAUUACGUUGUGAAAUCGCUUAUUCCUGGAAUCACCUACAUGUUUAUUGUAAGAACAGAAAAUUCACAUGGCUUGUCUGGUCCUAGUCCGGUUUCCGAUUCGGUUACCGUCGGCGAUGAUUCGAACUCUUUGUGGGAAGGUACCGGAGUUUCUAACAGUACAGAGUACAGAAACAAUAUAUUGACAGACCACAUUGUGGAACUAAUCGAAGCAACGCCAAUAGAUUCAAAAACCAUUAAACUAAUGUGGGAAAUUUUAAAUUUUUACUACUUGGAAGGGCUUUUUAUAUACUUCAGACCCCUUGAUAAUAUAACGAUCGAAUACGAAAUGAAAACUAUUUUACAUUCCAACGAUGUCUCGGGGUUCGAAAUCACGUCGUUGAGGAAGUACACGAAAUACGAGUUUUUCCUCAUACCUUUUUACAAAAAAUUUGAAGGAAAACCCUCAAACUCAAGGGUUGCACAAACAUUAGACGAUGUGCCCGAUGGUCCGCCAAUAAAUAUAGAAAUGUUUAUUUUGAACACGACAACAGUACAUCUGAAAUGGUCACCACCAGAGCUUCAAUUACAAAAUGGUAUAAUCACUGGUUACAACGUUGUUGUGAAUUGGUUGGAUGUACCAGCGAAUAAGUCUAUGGUGGCAAUCAACACUACCGUCCAUCAAGCGACUAGCUUAAUCAUGACUAACUUGACUUCUGGCGUCAGUUACUCUGUGCAAAUCGCAGCCGAAACUAUAAUAGGUUUAGGGCCAUUCAGUCAAAAAGUUUAUUUUAAUAUUGAUUCUCGAUCUGUUGGAUUGGAUCUUCUAUCAAGGUAUCCGAUGAAUGGAGAAGUUUCUAUAGUUGCUGGUGACUUUGUUAUGGAAACGUGGUUUUACUUUUUAAUUGGAGCGAUUGUGUUGUUCAAAAUAAUUGUGAUCGCAGGCAUAAUUUAUGUACGAAAAUAUAACAUAUUCGCCAAAAAGUCUGCACUUCCGAACAUUUAUGAUUCUAACGGAACGAGCUUAGUGACACAGAUGAAUAUCAAGGCAGCUGUUUCACUGUCGCACCCGUUAACAAGUUGUUACAACAAAAAUACGGUGACCAAGACUGAGUCGUUGCUCUGGAUGGAAAAUCAACCGGGCGUCUGUUUGUCCGGAAAUCAAACAUCGCAAAGUAAAGAAAAGACUAAUUUUGAAUACGAUAAAGUGACUCAUCAACUACCAGAGUAUGCUGAAGUAACAUCCGCUAGAGCCAAUGAAUGGAAUACAAAUAAGACAGCAACCUCUCCAGCUGCUUAUGCUUCUGUGACUUUAGUAGCCAAUACGAGACAAUGUGUUAGUUCAUUGGGCUGGUUUCCUCCUGGUGGUAAAAAUGUCGAUACUUUCGACAAUCGAUAUGGGGCAGAUGAAGAGCUGUAUCCUGCUAGCAAUGGUGGCUAUUACAAUCGAAACGUUUACAGUGAAAAGUAUUUUCAAGGACAUCCAAACGUUUUGAAAUUCUACGAUCUACCUUCAAUGGAGAAAUCACAAAAAGCACAGUUGAGAUACAAUCAAAGCUUAGAAGAGCGGAAGGCGGAUAAAAAUUCGAAAGCGGAUGUGACGCAAUCGCUUAUAGGACGAACAUAUGGAAUAAGUUCUAGAAAAAAUUCUGAAUCUGAAACAACGUACCGAGCCUUUGGUGAAUUUGAAUCAGACGAAGAGUCCUAUGAUCAUAAUGGAGGUUACGAUGAGUUGCAAGCAAUGCAGUCACAAAGACAACGACCACAGCAUCAGUACGAAAGGCCUAAUUUUGACAACGAUGGUACGAGGACGUUAGCUCGUCUGACGUCGUUCCGGAAUGGGCAAGGAGUGCUUACCACGGUUUCAAAGUCGUCGCAUCCACCGACACAUCCACCACCCGCGCCCCAUCCCCGGGUAGACUCCGUGACCCGGUAGUAUCACGCUCCGCCGGUUUUCGGCGAACUGUGCCAAACGGACGUGUAGAUUCAAAAGUUUCCUAAUAUUGUAGUGACUUUUCACGUAUCGCAGUUCUUCCUCACGUUACACUUUUGAAGUUAAGUGUCGCGAACAUUGUGGUGACGAGAAGUGAUAAGUGAUUUUUUAUUUUCGUGAUUUUACUGGCCUGACUGAUUGGAAGCAAUGAUGUAAUUUCGGCCUCUCUGUCUUUUUGUUUAAUAUUCAUCUAAAAUAUUCCUAGUCUUUUGUAAAAAGUGUAAAUACUGUAAAUAUAUCACAGUAGCAUUAGGAUUUGAAUAAUUGUCUUGAAAAGCGGUUACGUCAUAAAACGAAUCCAUUCUGCUACUAAACGAUCUAUUGGAAUUGAUAACAUUCAAUUGAUAUGUCCGUCUGAAUAUCAUUGAACGAAUUUGUAUUCUUAAAAUAUCAUUAGGUUAAGUAUUAUUAAAACUAAAUAAUAAAAAAUACCCUAAAUAAAACGCUUAGCAAUAACAUUGAAUUUAUUGACACAGUAAACAAGUAGUGUGAUAGAUAAUGUUUUCUUGCAAUGGCUAUCUCUGUAAAAAUAUAAAUUCCUUUUUUAGAAUUUAAUUUAAUUUUAGUUUUAUUAAAGUGCCAUACGUAGUGUUUUUACGUAGUUAAAUUAUUAAGGUAACAUUGGAGUUGUGAAUGUAUUUCAAAUGAAGCUUUUACAAAUCAUAUAAUAUAUAAUCUACGUAAGAUAAUGUGAUAUGAGUUUUUAUAUAACCACUUGUUAUAAUAUCUCUGAUUAGCACGACUUGUAUAAUUGCAUAUCAAAUGUAGUUAUGUAUUAGUUAAUUGAACUUUUAUGUAUAAGACUUGAUCAUUGGUUGACAUCCCGAAGAAAGUAGCCGAGUGUUUGAAGUUGAUAUUUGAUUACGAAUAGUCUUAAACUAUCUAAAUUAGACCCAUUAUUAUAAGUAUGAGUAUAACGAGUUCUUCCUAAGAUUUUCACAUUUAAUGACUUUCUUUACUACUAUAUUUUCACAUUUAAACAGUCUGCCGUGGUGGUAUCACGGUGCUUAAAUGUGAAAAUCGUGGUAAGAACUCCUUAAAGAAUAGUCCGUGUAAAAUCGAUGUUUAAAUUGAUCGAAAUUGGAUCCGAUUUUUUCGAAAUCAGACCAGCCGCAAAUAAUCUCGCGAAUUGAGUGAUGUCACGUUCAUCCCAUAUUCAAGUAUUACAAGUUCGAAGUUCAGUACGAUCAUAGUUUGUGAAUGGCAUUGAUCACAUACAUCACAGUUACGUUUUAAAUGCGGUCUGCCAACGAAGAAAAUUUAAAUUUCCACUAAGGACUAUUACUUGAAGCAAUAUAACUAGACUUAAAAGAAAAAAAAUAUGUCUAAUUGAAAUAUUAACUAUCUCUGUUUAUGUUUUCGCAGAGGGGGACUUAAUUUGACAAGUGUUUGAAAUUGUGAUGAAAUAAAAAUAAGUUGCGUUGCUGAAUGAUAUGUACUAUGUCAUUCAACAUUUAUAAAAUCUCAAUUUUAAGACAAAAUAUACGAUAAGUGAGCCCACUUAUCUAAAUGUAAAUAGGAAGCCUUUAAUAAAUCGCCUUCGUAAGUUUAACAGUGAUCAAUGAGUAGACUGAAAUUCGUUUAAGAGUAUAUUCUAUUAAUUUACUUCUUCAAUUUUAUUUUUAUUAAUAAUAUAUAUAAUUAAAGAAUGUAUUAUUAAAAUCGUGAAAACUAUGGAUAAAAAACAUUUUGUUGGACAAGCAGCCAAAAAGCUGGCAUAGCAAUGGCGUGGCUGUAGAGAAUCGUAGUUUCGAUACUUUAUAUCAAAGCUUAUCAUUUGUAUUGAAAGAUACUAUGUAUAAGAUGCUAUAAAGAUACUAUUACUACACAACCAAAUGUAUUUUUCACGAAUACACAUAGCGCAGUUAGAUUGCACGAAGCAGCCACUAUGGAUAAAAAACUUCUUAAAAAUCUGUCGAAUGAUUUUAUUAAGAUGACACAUUACCAACGAUUUUUAUACAUAAAUAGCUGUAUUUGGUUCUAUUCUUUAAAAAAAUCUUAUCCUGUCCACUGCGCCUCUGAAAAAGUGACUUUCUUUUUAAGCUACACACUAAGGUGUAUAUAGCGACGUAAUAACUUUCCAAGCUUUUACCGUGGACUUAAAAAUUCCUUAUCUAUCAUUUCUUAAUCAUUCAUUAGCCAUAUCAUAAAAAAGAAUAUUCAAUUUCGAAAGCUUCGUUAUUUACUCAUUCUGGUUUAAUCUGGAUUAAUCGCUUUCAUACAGAGCUUCCUAAACCUGAUUACUUAAUCAUGUGAAUUCGAUUCUCAGUCGGUUCCAGUAAAUCCUAGUUUAGCCGCUACAAGUUUCAUAGCUCCGGUAUUUAUGUUAUUGUGAACACCAGGUAUACCUCUUAACUCGAUAUGGAACUUUAAUUCAUGUGCUCAUAUAGAGUAAUAUAAAACUAACAUUUUUACUACCCAGUUAGGACAUAUUCUGUUAAGCGAUGUUUACCAAACUCAUUAGUGGUUUAAAACGGUAAAGUCCCUUGUAUUGUGUAACCUACACAAGCAAUGUGUUCCGUCUAAUGUUUUCAAUUUUACUAUUAUAUCGCUAAAUAUUUAAAAUAUUGUGAUAUAUUAAAAAAGUGACGGUAAUAUCUAAUUUCUCACGACAGUAGUUAACCAUUACUGAAUAGAUAUUAAAAGUGAAUAAAACUAAUGUAAUCAUUCUGCGCCUUUUAUUGAUAGUCGUUUUUAUGCAAUUCUAAUCAUAUACGAUUUCUGUUUAUUUCUACCCCUUUUCACCUAUAAAAAAUAAUUAAUUAGGUUCAGUUAUUAGAUAUAUUAAGAACCACUGGUUAACUUAAUAUUGUAUUUAAAUGACAAUACGCACUGCAGUGGUAUAGUAAUUAUAUUAUAAUAAGAUAUUGCCGAGAAAGCUGUAAAUUUUAAUUUUAUGCUCUUAUUACAGCGGUCGAUGUAAUCAAAGUACAUUGUAACAGUAUUAAAAAUAUAAUUUAUUUAAUUACAUUAUAGCGGAGACCAGUUUAUGAUUAAGGCUGCCUGCCACAUUCGGGCGACAAUGGCUUCACACACAAUAUCAUACGUGUCAAAUAUUAUCUACUAAAUUUAUAGAUUGUUAAAAUGCUGUUUUUAUACGUUGAGAUCUUUUUAUAGGUGUCCAGUGUCAUAAUGUUAACAAAUAAACUCUAGUAGUACUACUGAAUUGAAAAAAUAAACGAAAUGAUAACGCUUUAAAAGUUGUGUUUUGCGAUAUCCGAUUUUGGAUAAGUAAAUUCGUAGUGGAACCAUAGACAAACUAUCUUUCCUUUUGUGGCCUCAUUGUUCAAUAAUUUUUCGUAUGGUUGCCGCUUUGGACACUGGCUAGACAGAUGUUGCAGUGACGAGUGCUCAUGGGCGGACGCGAAAGGACGCGAAAUGACUUUGUACUGUCACCACCUAUAUGUGUCUCGCUUGGAAAAACCUGUAAGCGAUAAAGUAUCUAAGACCGACCUCUAAUCAUAUUCUAUAACCAAUAAAACUGAUUCAUUUUGUGUUUGUCUUUGAAUAAAUAUUUUUAAUAAAAUAAUGUAAAUCACA